AUAAAAGCCCGGCUGAGAGCGGCUGUGAACACCCCGCGAAGGGAACGCUCCUCCUCAUCCUCACGGGAAGGAACAUCGGUGGGCAGCGGGCGGCUCGCAGCCCGGAGCACCCCGGAGCCCUCGGCAGAGCUCGCAGGCUCCUCUGUGCUUGGCUUUGAGCCACAGGGGCUCCCAUGGCUCAGCUGCCCAAUGACUCCUGGCACAACAACUCCGCCCUGAUCUUCGCGGGGCUGGACCUGCUGCUGGAGCUGAAGCCGCUCUUCAUCCCGCUCUACGCCACGCUGGUGACGGUGGCGUGCGUGGGGAACCUCUUCCUCAUCCUCCUCAUCGCCCUCACCAAGAAGCUGCACUGCACCACCAACUUCCUGAUCGGGAACCUGGCGGUGGCCGACUUCGUCAUGUGCCUGGCCUGCGUGCCCCUGACGGCCUCCUACGCCUUCGAGGAGCGGGGCUGGCUCUUCGGCGUGUUCAUGUGCCACUUUGUCAGCCUGCUGCAGGCCGCCACCGUCUUCGUGUCGGUGCUGUCGCUCACGGCCAUCGCCAUCGACCGCUACGUGGUGGUGGCGUACCCGAUCCGCCGGCGCCUGGGCCGCAGGGCCUGCCUGGGGCUGGUGGCCGCCAUCUGGCUGCUGUCCCUGGCCGCCGCGGUGCCCACCUCGCUGCACACCCACUACCUGGACCUCAACGCCAUCGGCCACGACAUGAUCAUCUGCGAGGAGUUCUGGAGGCACGAGGAGCGGGAGCGGCUGCUCUACUCGUGCCUGAUGCUGCUGCUGUCCUACAUGCUGCCGCUGCUGGCCGUGUCCGUGUCCUUCUGCGCCAUCGCCCACCGCCUGCGCAGGAGGAGCGUGCCGGGCGCCGCCCCGCACUGCCGCCACAAGUGGGCCAGGACCAAGCACAAAACCUUCCGGGUGCUCACCGUCUCCGUGGUCUGCUUCGCCGUGUGCUGGCUGCCCCUGCAGGUGGUCAACUUCAUCCGGGACGUGGACGAGGAGUUCACCAUCCUGGACAAGAGGUACGUCAACGUCGUCCAGGUCUCGUGCCACCUGGUCGCCAUGAGCUCCGCCUGCUACAACCCCUUCAUCUACGCCUCCCUCCACGACAAAUUCUGGUUCCACCUCAGCAGCUGCUUCUACCGCAAGAAGCGGAGCUCCAGGAGCACGUCCUGCAAGGCUUCCCGCUUCAACACCUGCUCCACCCUGGCAGAUGCUCCCACCGGGGCCUCGGACAAGAUAGCUCUGCAGUCCAGGUUACCUUAGCCAGAGCACCUGAGGGGUUGGGUUUGCGUGGCCCUGGAUCCCAAACCCUGCUGGGACACAUCCCUAUAUCCCAAAUCACGGCUGGCUGUAGUGCUGCAUUUGGAGCACCAAGACUUCACCCCAUGGUUUAUGCAGGAGGUGCAUCAGCAAGGCGAGCACCCAUUGUGUAAAAAACUCUUUGGAGAGAGCACAUCUUCAUUUUGUAGGAUAUAGAUUGUUCCUAAGCAACAGGCAGCACUUUGUGCCACGGGAAGAGGUCGACCUGCACGGGGAGCCGUGAAAUUGCUGCGCAUUUAUCCUUUAAAAUUCACCUUAUUGGUGAAGGGACAAUGCAGGCUCAGAGAAAUGCAUUCUGCAGGUGCAGAUGGGGACAUGUUUGGAAUGGGAAUGACUCUCAUAACCUGCUUUGCCUGCUGGAGAAGCUGCCCCUGUAACCAGGCAGGGCAUCCCAGUUUCUCCCAAGGUGCAGACGGGCACAUCCACGAAGUCAUCGCUGCUCUUCAUGGCCAAGUAGGACUCCAAAGAUCUCAAGCGAUGAGUUUUCUGGGAGUGAUGUCUCAAAUUCUGCUCCCAGGGAAGUUUAGCUCAGUGUGUGUCCACGUUCAGGGUCCUGCAGUGGAGGUGGGAAUCCCAGUGCCAGGCUGUUCUAUCCCAGGAGCUGCCAGAUGAAGGCUGGGUUCACUUGUGCUCCUUAGGGUCUGAGGUGCCCCUGUGGCCUCUCAGGCUGCUCUGUGCAAGCAGCACAUGCAGAAGGCAGCAUCUCCUUACACCCAAUUCCCAUCUGAGUUUUCACCUCUUGAUUUCCCAGGAGAAACCCUGGGAACAGCCCAUAGGCCCCACAGCUCAGGGCCAUGGCAGCUCCCAUGCUCUGCUCUGUGGGGCCAAGCCGUGACCCCCACUGCUCCUCAUGCCCAGGGACAGCACCUCCAAGCCCCCAGGCUCCUCAGCCCUGCAGACACCUGCCCAUGGCACUGGCCAGCAUUCCCACCUCUGCCAGCAGCUCGGGAGCAUCCAGGCACAUCCUGGACCCCAACAGGGUCCCUAAUCCACUGCCCUUAUGCCCACACACGAGCUUGCUCACCUGCCUGAGGCCCUCAUGGUGGCCCUAGAAGGACUUGUGACCUUCUGUGGGGUGGCAGCAGAGACAGGGACCCGUCCCACGCAGUGCUGGUGGCCUCUGCCUCAUUCCCACAGAGCAGAUCCCUCCUCGGCUUCCUGCAGCUUCCCGGGGCUGCUCAUCCCAGAGGGGCCAACCAAGGCAGAAGGUCCCUCUCUGUCCUUCCUGUAAUAAAGGCUUCAAGAGCUUGG
Molecule: messenger RNA, 2567 nt
Organism: Oenanthe melanoleuca
Lineage: Eukaryota; Metazoa; Chordata; Aves; Passeriformes; Muscicapidae
Product: prolactin-releasing peptide receptor-like
Exons: 2
Coding region: 174-1259 (361 amino acids)
Biological process (GO): G protein-coupled receptor signaling pathway
Cellular component (GO): plasma membrane; neuron projection
Molecular function (GO): neuropeptide Y receptor activity; neuropeptide binding
Source: RefSeq, a predicted model, not a curated record